Naumovozyma dairenensis CBS 421 is the source of this 1923-nucleotide messenger RNA. RefSeq names its product Vps45p (gene VPS45). The record is from RefSeq and is a predicted model, not a curated record. Bases 1 to 1923 code for a protein of 640 amino acids. Lineage: Eukaryota; Fungi; Ascomycota; Saccharomycetes; Saccharomycetales; Saccharomycetaceae. The transcript has a single exon. Gene Ontology annotation, biological process: vesicle-mediated transport; intracellular protein transport. Gene Ontology annotation, cellular component: Golgi membrane.
AUGAACUUAUUUGACGUGGCAGACGUUUAUAUCAAACGAAUAGUGAACUCUACCAUUAAACCAAGCCAUGAAGGGUUAACAACAACCAUGACUUCACCUAUGAUUGGUGCAGGAGCAAUGUAUGGUAAUACUAGUAGUAGAAUUAAGGCGCUAUUGUUGGAUAAAGAUACUAUCUCUACUAUUUCCAUGUGCGCUACACAAAGUGAGUUAUUAAAGAACGAAAUCUUCCUUAUUGACACGAUAGAAAAUAAGAAUCGUGAUGUUAUGAGACAUUUAAAAUGUUUGGUCUAUAUCAAACCUGUUGAAGAAAGUAUUCAAUGUUUAAUUGAUGAAUUGAAUAAUCCUAAAUAUGGGGAAUAUCAUGUCUUCUUUAAUAAUUUAAUUAGUAAAUCACAAUUAGAAAGGUUAGCUGAAGCUGAUAAUUUAGAAGUUGUUGUUAAAGUAGAAGAAAUUUUCCAAGAUUAUCAGAUAUUAAAUGAGGAUUUAUUUUCUUUUGAAAUGACUUUGGGAUCAUCAUUUCAUGAUAAUAGGAAAUUAUUUAGAGGUGAUGAUUUGAGUAUUUGGGAUCCAACUUCUUUAAAAAAUUGCUCCAAUAGUUUAAUAUCAGUAUUAUUAUCGUUAAAAUUAAGACCAGAAAUUAAAUUUGAUUCGCAUAGUAAACUUUGUUCUAAAUUAGCUCAUGAAAUAAAUAAUGAAAUUAAUAAAAAUGACAAGAAUUUAUUUGAUUUCCCUAAGAUGGAUGUACCACCAAUAUUGUUGAUUUUGGAUAGAAAGAUGGAUCCCAUGACUGCAUUAUUACAACCGUGGACUUAUAGAUCAAUGAUUAAUGAAUAUAUCGGCAUUAAAAGGAAUAUCGUUGAUCUUUCUAGUGUUCCAAAUAUUGACAAAGAACUUUUGAAAGUUACAUUAACUAGUAAGCAAGAUCCAUUUUAUCAUGAUUCAAUGUAUUUAAAUUUUGGUGAGUUAGGUGAUAAGAUUAAAAUAUAUGUUAAUGACUAUAAGAAGAUUACGAAAUCUAAUAGUAAGAUUGAGACCAUUGAUGAUAUUAAACAAUUUAUUGAAAAAUUCCCAGAAUUUAAGAAAAUUUCAGGUAAUGUUUCUAAACAUAUGGCAAUUAUUAGUGAAUUAGAUAGACAAUUGAAAAUUAAGGAUAUUUGGGAUAUCAGUGAAAUUGAACAAAAUUUAAGUGUCUUUAAAGAUGACGAUGAAGAUUAUAAAAAAUUAACUGAAAAAAUUCUAAUUAAUCCUGAUAUUGAUUUUUUCUAUAAAGUUAAACUUUGUUGUAUAUAUUAUUUGAGAUAUUGUCAUGAUGGAAGUAACGAACCAAGAAUAAAUGCGAUAAUUAAUAAAUUGAAAACUCAAGGUAUAAGCUUGGAUGAAUUAUCGAUUUUUGAGAAUUUUAGAAAGCAAAUAAACUUUGUUAAUAAAAGAGAAAAUGAAAUGGAACAAUCAAAUGAUAUAAAUGGUGAUAUUACUAAUGUUAGUAAUAACAACUCCAAGGACACAACUAUGACGCAUGAUUUGUUAAGUGAUAUUCUAAAGAAAUUUAACAGUAAGAUGGAAUCAGCGAAAAAUAUGCAAAAGAAUCGUAACCGCAAUGCAGGCAAUACAAACAAUACAAAUGAAGAUAAUGUUUAUUUACAACACAUACCAGAACUAUCGCACUUAUUGAGUGAUUUAUCAAUGGGUCAACUUUCUGAAACAAGAUAUAAGACAUUAACUACACGUUCCGGUAAUGUUGCCAGGAACAAGAAAAAUAAUCAACCUGUACAGGAUGUUGUUGUAUUUGUUGUCGGCGGUACGACUUUUGAAGAAGCUCGCUUUGUUCAUCAGUUUAAUGAUACAAUGAAAGGUAAGAUUAGAAUAAUACUGGGUGGUACAUCCAUCUUAUCCACGAAGGACUAUUUAAAUUCCUUUUCAUAA